GGAUAAGUUACAUUGGAUGCUUUUUGCAUCGACACCGGUAUUAAUCACCGGAAGUGGCAAGUGCUUCUAUUCCACAUCUUAGCAACGAUUCUCAGUUUCUACUUGUCAAAACACAGAUCGAACUCUGCUAACAUACAGUCAUGUCUGAGGUAGAAGAAACCAUCAAGAGGAUCCAGUCCCACAAAGGUGUCAGUGGAAUCAUCAUUGUCAAUGCUGAUGGUAUCCCUAUCCGAACUACCUUGGACAACUCCACAACAGUGCAGUACUCCGGACUGAUCCAUCAGCUGGCUGCUAAGGCCAAGAGCACAGUACGCGACCUGGAUCCACAAAAUGACCUUACAUUCUUGAGAAUCAGGUCAAAGAAACACGAGAUUAUGGUUGCCCCAGAUAACGAGUAUUUGCUAAUAGUGAUCCAGAAUCCGAAUGCUGUGUAACGAAGCCCUGGGAUAGCAUUUACACAUCUCGUAAUAUAAGGAAUACCUGCUUAUUGUGAUCCAAAGUCCAAAUGAAGUCUAGACGCUACAACAACAAUCAGUCUGCAUCCUCCAGCAUUGUUGCGCAACAAGAUCUACAGACAACAGCCAUACAGAAAUUACUUUAAUAUUUAAGACAAUUCAGAAAUAAGACAAUGUGCUCUCCCAAAAGUAAACUUCUAACUACAUUUACUGGAAAGACUUCAUCUAUGUUUUCUUCCAAAAAAAUAGUUGUUAUUUGAAUGAUAUAGUUAACUGCAGAGAAAAAAAGGAAUUUAAAAUUGUACUGAAAUGUAAUGUUAUGACUGCAUUUUCAUUAUGUAUGUUUUUUCUUUUCAUAAGUUCAUGUGAUAUUAAUGUAAUUUAUCUUUCAUUUCAUUAAAAAUAAUGAAACAUCA
Messenger RNA from Dreissena polymorpha, 871 nucleotides. RefSeq names its product dynein light chain roadblock-type 2. The transcript has 5 exons. NCBI's taxonomy places the organism in Eukaryota, Metazoa, Mollusca, Bivalvia, Myida, Dreissenidae. Gene Ontology annotation, molecular function: dynein intermediate chain binding. The record is from RefSeq and is a predicted model, not a curated record. The coding region runs from base 141 to 434 and encodes 97 amino acids. Gene Ontology annotation, biological process: microtubule-based movement. Gene Ontology annotation, cellular component: centrosome; cytoplasm; cytoplasmic dynein complex.